AUGCCGGCGUAUCAGUUCGACAGCGAGGGGCUGUCGAGCAGAAGCUUGGAUCUCCUUAGUACCGCAGGGGCUACGGUGAAGAUGUCAGGGCAUCAGGCUAUUCUGGGGGGAGACUGGAAUAUGGCGCCUGAGCUGCUCUUGGAGUCUGGUUUUCCUGAGAAGCUGGAAGGGUCCUUGAUCAAACCAUCGGGCUCGGGGACCUGCAGAUCGUUGGGAGGUCUGAAUUUCUUGGACUGUUUUGUUUGCACUGGCGGCAUAGCGAAGGGCAUCCAGGAGGCGAGCAUCGUGCAUGUGGCGCACCUGUCACCGCACAAGCCCGCCCACCUGCAGUUGCACCCGCGGCUGUCUCAGUUAUGCGCGCUCACCUUUCGCAAGCCUCCGCCCAUUCCGAAGGAGAGGCCGGCUGGGGUUGGUCGUGCGCCCCCCGAGUGGAGCGAGGCGCAGAACGCUGCCGAGGGGUGCCUGGGGACGGCGCUCACCGGUAAUCGAUCGGAGGCCCAAAGUAUGUUGGACUGGGCCUACGGCCUCUGGGCCGACCUGGCUGAGCAGGAGCUUCGUGACCUGACUCAAGAAACGCUGCCCUUCUACGGUGCCCGCAGUAAGCACCCCAAGCUGUUCGCGGGCAAGUGGGUCUCUCAUCGGUUCCAGGACUUGAUGAUCGAGUUUCGGGAGGGAGCUCCUGAGGUUCAGAAGACCCUUGAGGCUAUCCUGGACCCACCGUCGUUCGCGCUGGUCAAGGGGCGUGAUGAAUGGAACCAGUAUCUGGACACCAUCCAAGCUUUAGCGCGAGCGCUGCCGUCACCAGAGGGGCGGCCCCCAUGCUCGCACUGGAACCAGGCUGUGUGGCUGAAGGCUGCGCAGGACGUGCUCUCACUUGCGCAGAAGUAUGUUGUCAAGCUUCAAGGCGAAGCUCGUCGUGACGGUGAGGCAGUGGACGGGUUUCACAUGCGGCAUUACUCGUGGCUCUCCGACGCCAGCUUGCAGGUGGUCCGCCUCUUUUUCGCGAUCUUCGAAUCGCUCUCCAGCCUGCCGCGCCAGCUCCAGAUUAUCCAGGGGUGUUUCCUGGCUCAGUUUAUGGACGACUCGGGUCUGGACUCCACGGGGAAAGCUCAGGGUGUGCUUUUCGGCAUCAAGGAAGGUUCGAGGCAACUGGAGCACGCGCUGGUCCACGAGUGCGGCUGCUCGAUCUCGCUCUCCAAGGCUGGCCAGGGCAACCUUGUCUGCUCGGACGGAUCGGUGGCCAGGGAGCUGCAGCUUUUCCUCGGUGACCGCACGGUGCCCCUGUGCGAUAGCGUCGUGGAUUUGGGCAUUGACUUUACGGCAGGUCGGUCCAGAAGGAAAGCGUGUAUCAAGAAGGCCCUCAGAGAGUCCAAGUUCAAGAUUCGCAUGGCCAAUCUGAAGGCUAAAACGCGCAAGGUCAGGGGCAUGAAAAAGCAUAUCACCUCCCAUGCCAAGAAGAUCUGGGUCUCGGGGCCGCUUCCUGGGGUCCUGUAUGGUUCCGAGUGCCACGGGAUUUCGGACGGGGAGCUCCACCGCGUUCGGCAGCAGGCCGGUUCCGUGAUGGGGCCGAGUUGCAAGGGGAGAUCUCUCACAAGCUUGCUGGUCAUGGAAGACGAGCCCACAUGGCUCGCGGCGGUUGCGCCUAUUGUUAGACAUUCCAAGGAGCUCUGGUGUGCCCAUGCAGGUGCACACCGCUGGUGUUUCAGUUUCGCGGAGCUCCGAGAGGCCUGGUGCGUUUUCUUCCAGAAGAAGCCGCCUUCGGCGUGGCGCGAGGUCACGGGUCCCUUCUCGGCCAUGUACAUGUGCCUGCGUAGAAUCCAGUGGAAGUUCAUAGAUUGGGUCACGCUGGAAAACGAUUUCGGGGAGAAGCUGGUCUUGACGGAG
Prorocentrum cordatum is the source of this 1884-nucleotide messenger RNA. The record is from the annotation of a GenBank genome assembly. Lineage: Eukaryota; Dinophyceae; Prorocentrales; Prorocentraceae.